Molecule: messenger RNA, 2255 nt
Organism: Lates calcarifer (barramundi perch)
Lineage: Eukaryota; Metazoa; Chordata; Actinopteri; Centropomidae
Gene: pgk1
Product: phosphoglycerate kinase 1
Exons: 11
Coding region: 105-1358 (417 amino acids)
Biological process (GO): glycolytic process; gluconeogenesis
Cellular component (GO): cytosol
Molecular function (GO): ATP binding; phosphoglycerate kinase activity; ADP binding
Source: RefSeq, a predicted model, not a curated record
ACUAAGGUCACUGCUGUCAUUCGGUUUCUUACCAGCCGACAGCCGAAAGAGGCGGAGGAGACCCAGCGAGGAAGGUGCAAGAAAGAACCAGCAAAACCAGCAAUAUGUCUCUGUCUACCAAACUCACCCUGGACAAGGUGGACGUCAAGGGGAAGCGGGUCAUUAUGAGGGUUGACUUCAAUGUUCCCAUGAAGGACAAGCAGAUCACAAAUAACCAGAGGAUCAAGGCGGCCGUUCCCAGCAUCCAACACUGCCUGGACAAUGGGGCCAAGUCCGUCGUGCUGAUGAGCCACCUGGGCCGUCCUGAUGGAAACUUCAUGCCUGAGAAAUACUCCCUGGAGCCCGUUGCUGCUGAGCUCAAGACCCUGCUGGGAAAGAAUGUCACCUUCCUGAAGGACUGUGUAGGUCCGGAGGUGGAGGCAGCCUGUGCUGACCCUGCCGCCGGAUCCGUCAUCCUGCUGGAGAACCUCCGCUUCCAUGUCGCUGAGGAGGGAAAGGGCAAGGACACCGCCGGAAACAAGACCAAGGCCUCCCAGGGAGAGAUCGACUCCUUCAGAGCAUCUCUGUCUAAACUGGGAGACGUUUACAUCAACGAUGCUUUCGGCACGGCUCACAGAGCUCACAGCUCCAUGGUGGGAGUGAAUCUGCCUCAGAAGGCAGCUGGUUUCCUGAUGAAGAAGGAGCUCGACUACUUUGCCAUGGCUCUGGAGAAACCUCAGAGGCCCUUCUUAGCUAUCCUCGGAGGAGCGAAGGUGAAAGAUAAGAUCCAGCUGAUCAACAACAUGUUGGAUAAGGUCGAUGAGAUGAUCAUCGGUGGUGGCAUGGCCUUCACCUUCCUCAAAGUCCUCAACAACAUGGAGAUUGGUACGUCCCUGUUCGACGAGGAGGGGGCCGGCAUCGUCAAAGACCUGAUGGCCAAAGCCGAGAAGAACGGCGUCAAGAUCACGCUUCCUGUCGACUUCAUCACCGCCGACAAGUUUGAUGAGAAAGCCGCCACCGGCACUGCGACCGUCGCUGCUGGCAUCCCCACCGGCUGGAUGGGUUUGGACUGUGGACCAGAGAGCUCUAAGGCCUAUGCCGAAGCCGUGGGCAGAGCCAAGCAGAUCGUGUGGAACGGCCCAGUCGGUGUGUUUGAGUGGGACAACUUUGCCAAAGGGACAAAGAACCUGAUGGACAAAGUGGUCGAGGUGACCAAACAAGGGUGCAUCACAAUCAUCGGUGGGGGCGACACUGCCACCUGCUGCGCCAAGUGGAACACAGAAGACAAGGUCAGCCACGUGAGCACAGGAGGCGGUGCCAGUCUGGAGCUGCUGGAGGGUAAAGUCCUGCCCGGUGUGGACGCCCUCAGCAGUGCCUAAACUUCCCAUCAGCCCACUGGUGUGUGUGGGUGUGUGUGAGUGAGUGUAUGAGAGGUGGGUAGCUACUCAGCCAGACUCCUGUUUACUAAAAAAAAAUUAAAAAAAACCCACACCUGCUUUAUCAGCCAUUUCAUCAUGUAUUCAGGCUUUGUUUUGCCAGCUGUGGGGAAUAAUUUCCUAUCCCUCAGUUCUAUCGAUGGUGUCCGUAACACAAAGAGCUCUCUGCCUUAUUUUAACACACUGAUGAAACACCUCAAGUCAAACUGCUGGAAAUAGGAGUCAUUACUUGACAUUGAUGACUGCUGUUAGAGAAUUAAAACCUGUUAAGACUAAAAGAAAGAUCAAAUGGCUCAUUAUGGUGGAAGAUGUUUUUUGCUCAGGUGAUAAAUUUACCUGUUGAUCUCUUGAAUGGACAACUGAAACACCGGAGACACUCUCCACAGCGUUACCAUCACCUGAAUUUGGGUCUAAACAGCAGCAUUCUUCUUUGCUUCUCCGCUCGUUUCCUCUCGGAUUCAUCGAGAUCUCUGCUGUUUCUUUGGAAAAUCACGAGAGGAGUCGACAGUGUUUGCCCCCAACAAACUCAAACACUGGCUCUUGUGUGUGUGAAUGUGCGUAUUGCUGCGUCACUUUUCCAUAGCCGCCCUGAAACGUCACUGCACCCCCCUCAACAGUGUGUAUACAUACAGUACAUAUAUAUAUAUAUAUAUAUAUAGAAACGGUUAUUCUGUGCGUGUGUGUACCCUAGAGGUUAUAUUUCCUAUCUGUUUACACUAACGUCGGCUCUGGUCAUCUGUCUUCUCUGGAUGUUGGUUUCUGAGCAGUGUCAGACUGAGGUAUGGUGUUGAUCUCAGUCGAUCUGUUCAGGUUAAUAAAACCGUCUCUGUGUAAAACUUU